Molecule: messenger RNA, 672 nt
Organism: Triticum dicoccoides
Lineage: Eukaryota; Viridiplantae; Streptophyta; Magnoliopsida; Poales; Poaceae
Exons: 3
Coding region: 53-451 (132 amino acids)
Source: RefSeq, a predicted model, not a curated record
UCUCAUCGCCCACAAAACAACAACGCAAGGCCCCGAUCCCCUUUUCAGAAGCAUGGCUUCAUUGCUGUUCAGAUCCGCCGCAGGCAGCGCUCUCCGGCGAUCGAUCCCGCAAGGGUCCUUCCCCGUGCUCCGGCCAUCGAUCCCGCAGGGGUCCUUCUCUCGGAGCCCAGGGCGGUCCCUCUGCGAUGGCGCUGGGAGGAUCGAACCUAAUGCGCAUUCUAGCGCAAAACCCAACAUGGGACACUCCAACAGAUUCGAGGAUGAAACAGAAUUCUGCACUCAUGGUCAAACGGAAUUUAAAGAGUUGGCUUCCAACAUACGCGCCAUGCGGGACAAAGUGCGACUCUUGGAAAAAACAUAUGAAGAAUCGGAAAGAUCGGACAAGCGUAGAAAAGUGCUGGUACUGUGUUCCACAACUGCUCUCCUCGUUACCUUUUUUGUAUUUGGUUGAGAGAACAUGUCUUUUUGAAGUUUCGAUGAAAGACCGAUAUUCUAAGUUUCCAUGGGAAUUAUCUGUUGUGAAAAAAAGUUGUAGGAAGCUCAUGUAAGAUGGAACAAUGAUACAAGACGUGCGAAUUAGUUGGACCCAGCAGCCAACGGUAGCAGCCCGGAAAUGUCAGCAAAAGCGUUUUAGUUGGCUCUAACCGUGUCUUAAUAUACUUUGACUCGAAA